AAGCAGCCCAGACACCUAUAGUAAAGAGCUAAAGAGCAUGGGCCGACGGCGACGUUAGGUUUCCCCACAUGCACACUCUAACCUAACAAAGCCUGACUAACGACCGGCCCCUACGGUUACUGACCAGCCGAACGGCUCCGCGACCUCGUGUCAUUAGCUCGAAUUGGAGGAGACUGGGAGGCUGAUCUGAAAAGGGACAAGGCCAAUGCCGCUGGCCCGAUGUCUUCCGACGAUCUCAGCAGGGUUGCUGCCGGCCGAGACUCUUGGUCAAGGUACAAGCUCCCUGGUCACGUUCACAAGCUGGCUGAGCAUUGUGCCUAGGUUUUGACGUUUGCCCAAGUCUGACUCUUUCCAAACUUCUUCUUCCCAUUGACUUUCCUUCCACCCUCUUGAUCAGCCAAGACAAAGCUUGGACAGAUUUUUUCCUUUCCAUUUUGCCAGCGCUCCCUUUUCCACGCCCAUUACCGCGAUUCUGUCUAUAGUUUCUUCAGUAUCACGUACACUGUCGUGAGAAGGCAUACUUUCAAGAUGGCUUCCAAAAACAUGGUGAAUCCUGCUGUUGAACCCAGCAUGGAAGACGACCUGUUCGCCAGGGAGGUAGCCCAGGUCAAACAGUGGUGGAGUGAUCCCCGUUGGAGGUACACCAAGCGACCAUUCACUGCCGAACAAAUUGUAUCCAAGCGAGGCAACCUGAAGAUUGAGUAUCCAAGCAACGCACAGUCGAAGAAGCUGUGGAAGAUCCUUGAGGGCCGCUUCCAGAAGCGCGAUGCCAGUUACACCUAUGGCUGCUUGGAGCCGACAAUGGUGACCCAGAUGGCCAAGUACCUAGACACUGUCUAUGUUUCUGGCUGGCAGUCAUCCUCCACAGCUUCGUCCUCUGAUGAGCCGGGCCCAGAUUUGGCAGAUUACCCCUAUACCACCGUCCCGAACAAAGUGUCUCACUUGUUCAUGGCGCAACUGUUCCACGAUCGGAAACAGCGUCAUGAGCGUCUUUCGGCGCCCAAGUCGGAGCGGUCCAAACUUCAGAACAUCGACUACCUGCGGCCCAUUAUUGCCGACGCCGACACUGGUCAUGGAGGUUUAACAGCGGUGAUGAAGCUGACGAAACUCUUCAUCGAGAAGGGAGCAGCUGGUAUCCACAUUGAGGACCAAGCUCCUGGCACAAAGAAGUGCGGACACAUGGCAGGCAAGGUCCUGGUGCCAAUCAGCGAGCACAUCAACCGCUUGGUUGCCAUUCGGGCACAGGCCGACAUUAUGGGCGUCGAUCUGCUCGCAAUUGCCCGUACCGAUGCCGAGGCCGCCACGCUGAUCACCACCAGCAUCGACCCCCGCGACCACGCCUUCAUCCUCGGCUGCACAAAACCAGGUCUGCAGCCGCUUGCCGACCUCAUGAACACUGCAGAGCAGUCCGGGAAGACAGGCGAUCAACUGCAAGCGAUUGAGGAUGAGUGGUUGGCAAAGGCCAACCUGAAGCGCUUCGAUGAUGCGGUUAUCGACGUGAUCAACUCCUCUUCGUCAAUUCGCAACCCGAAGGACGUGGCUGCAAAAUACCUGCAGGCCGCCAAGGGUAAGAGCAACAGGGAAGCCAGAGCCAUUGCAAGCAGCUUGGGGGUUUCCGAAAUCUUCUUCGACUGGGACUCGCCUCGCACGCGUGAGGGAUACUUCCGCAUCAAGGGUGGUUGUGACUGCGCCAUCAACCGUGCCAUUGCCUAUGCGCCAUACGCCGAUGCUAUCUGGAUGGAGAGCAAGCUGCCUGACUACAAGCAGGCAAAGGAGUUUGCCGAGGGGGUGCACGCUGUGUACCCCGAGCAAAAGCUUGCGUACAACCUCUCACCUUCCUUCAACUGGAAGACGGCCAUGCCCAGAGACGAGCAGGAGACGUACAUCCGACGCCUGGCAGGCCUGGGCUACUGCUGGCAGUUCAUCACGCUCGCGGGUCUGCACACGACGGCGCUCAUCAGCGAUCGCUUCGCGCGGGCCUACUCCGAGGUCGGCAUGAGGGCAUAUGGCGAGCUUGUGCAGGAGCCCGAGAUGGAGCUUGGCGUCGACGUCGUCAAGCACCAAAAGUGGAGCGGUGCGACUUAUGUCGACGAGCUGCAAAAGAUGGUGACGGGUGGCGUGAGUAGCACCGCCGCCAUGGGCAAGGGAGUGACAGAAGACCAAUUCCACUGAGGGGCUUUUGUGGUCUGUUCGUAAGGUUUGAGCUGUUUUGAUGUUUGAUGAGAAUGACGGUCAGAUUUCUUGUAGGCAGGAAUUUCCUAUCGAGAGAGGGUAUAUAGUGGAAUUGACUACGGCUUCAAAAGCUGUAAAGAAUUGCUUUUCUUUUUUUUUUUUUUUUUUUUUUUU
Messenger RNA from Pyricularia grisea, 2346 nucleotides. RefSeq lists its product as uncharacterized. Bases 529 to 2172 code for a protein of 547 amino acids. The record is from RefSeq and is a predicted model, not a curated record. The transcript is spliced from 5 exons. Gene Ontology annotation, biological process: carboxylic acid metabolic process. Lineage: Eukaryota; Fungi; Ascomycota; Sordariomycetes; Magnaporthales; Pyriculariaceae. Gene Ontology annotation, molecular function: isocitrate lyase activity.